GAGCAGGGAAAACCGAUCCCAAUCCCUAACCCCUCACGCAAGCCUUCUUUUCCCCAAUCGGAGCGGCGAUGGCGGCGGCGGUGGCAAGGUCCGGGCUCCGGCGCAUGUUCGCCAUCUCCGACGUCGCGGCGACGAGCUCGCGCUUGUUCUCCAUCUCGGCCUUCACGCCGCCGAGCCCGCCGACGCCUCCCCCGAAGGCCGACCCCUCCCCCAACCUCUUCGUCUCCGGGUUAAGCAAGCGUACAACAACCGAUGGACUUAGAGAAGCUUUUGCAAAGUUUGGGGAAGUUAUGCACGCUCGAGUUGUCACAGAUCGUGUCACUGGUUUUUCUAAGGGGUUUGGUUUCGUAAGAUAUGCUAGUGUCGAAGAUGCGUCUAAAGGAAUUGAAGGAAUGGAUGGAAAAUUUCUCGAUGGAUGGGUUAUUUUUGCGGAAUAUGCUAGACCCAGACCACCGCCGCAGAUGGGAGAGGGGACUUCGCAGCCGCAACAAUCAUGGGGCCCACCAUCUGGGUCCUGGGGUGCACAGUAGAUGAAGGGACAAUCAUUCUUCCUAGCUGUGGGGCUGACAGCAGAUCAACGAGCCAUCGCAUUCUACAUUUGGAUUAUAUAGCUAUAUUGUGUCGUCCCAGGUGUGAACGCCCCUGUCUGAUCCGAUAUUCUUAUCAUGUUGGACUGGGUGUUUACGGUUUCCACAUGGAGAAGCACCUGCCGAACCGAAUAUGGACCAGGCAGUGAGCAAACAUACACUGAACAGAUUCGGACCAUUGAGAAUAAUGUUCCUUAUCCUCCUUGUACCUGAAGGUAGUGUUGUUAUGUCAGAAUGUACCUUUUAUUUGAAUUGUCAUAACCCUUAUCAGCUGAUAAUGACUCGUAGCCUCUCAGAAUAAGAACACGUUUACAAGUGAAUGUCGAACCGAAUUCCCUUGAUCUGAUCCGUUCCUGUGAUGGCGACGCAAAUCUGCAGUGUAUGUACCUGUGUACCGUGUGCUGUUGUUGACUUGGAUUUGGUUUUCCCGAGCUUA
Messenger RNA from Brachypodium distachyon (stiff brome), 1023 nucleotides. Its product is annotated as organelle RRM domain-containing protein 2, mitochondrial. Lineage: Eukaryota; Viridiplantae; Streptophyta; Magnoliopsida; Poales; Poaceae. Gene Ontology annotation, molecular function: RNA binding. The transcript has 4 exons. Bases 69 to 530 code for a protein of 153 amino acids. The record is from RefSeq and is a predicted model, not a curated record.